CAGCAGCGCUGGGAGCGCAGGAUGCCCGCAGCCCUGGAGUAUGAGGAGGUCAGCUGGGCCUGGGUGGUCCUGCUGGCCACACUGCUGAGCCAGGCCCUCACGCUGGGCUUCCCGACGUGCAUUGGCAUCUUCUUCACCGAGCUGCAGCGGGACUUCGAGGCCAGCAACAGCGAGACGUCCUGGUUCCCCUCCAUCCUGACAGCUAUGCUCCAUGCUGGCGGGCCCCUGUGCAGCAUCCUGGUGAACUGCUUCGGCUGCCGGCCGACAGCGAUGCUGGGAGGGGUGUUGGCCUGCGUGGGCAUGGUGGCCAGCUGCUCCUCCAGGACCCUUGGGCAGCUCUACAUCACGGCAGGAUUCAUCACAGGCCUGGGCAUGUGCUUCACCUUCCAGGCCAGCAUCACGGUCCUGGGCUACUACUUCACCCGCCGGCGGGCACUGGCCAACGCGCUGGCAUCGGCGGGCAACGCCAUCGGCGUCAUGCUCUGGCCUCUGCUCUCCCGUUACCUCUUGGGGAACCUGGGCUGGCGGGGCACCUUCUUAAUCUUCGGUGGGGUCUUCCUGCACUGCUGCAUCUGUGGCGCCAUCAUGAGGCCUGUGGCCACCUCCACAGCCCCUAGGACUAAAGAAGCACCCCCUCUGCCCCUCAAGACGCCGGCGCUCGGCUGCCUGGCCGCAUGUGGCCGGACCUUCAAGCACCACCUGGCCUUCGACAUCCUGCUGCACAACCCCGGCUACCGCGUGUACACGCUGGGCGUCGUGUGGAUGUUCAUGGGCUUCCUGCUGCCAAACGUCUUCCUGGUGCCCUUCGCCGUGCGGCACGGGGUGGACGAGCAGCAGGCCGCCCUGCUCGUCUCCAUCAUCGGCUUCUUUAACAUCUUCCUGCGGCCGGUGACCGGGCUGGUGGCCAGCCAGCCCAGGUUCGCCAAGUACCGCAAGUACCUGUUCACGCUGGCAGUCCUGCUCAACGGGCUCACCAACCUGAUGUGCGUGACCUCGGCGGACUUCCACGUGCUGGUCGGCUACUGCCUGGUGUACAGCGUGUCCAUGAGCGUCAUCGGCGCCCUCCUCUUCCAGGUCCUCAUGGACUUCGUCCCCAUGGACCGCUUCUCCAGCGCUCUGGGCCUCGUCACUGUCCUGGAAAGCUUCUCCAUCCUCAUCGCCCCACCCACAGCAGGGUUCCUUCUGGAUACCACCAACAACUUCAACUAUGUUUUCUACAUGUCCAGCUUUUUCCUCAUCUCAGCUGCCCUCUUCAUGGGUGGCAGCUUCUAUGCUCUGGAAAAGAGGGAGAAGAGAGAUACGCUGGCUAAGACCGAAGGAGCCACCCUAGAAACUGCUGCAGAGAGGGGCCUCAUCCUGGUGGUGCCCUCGGAGAAGCAGCCGUGCCCCGAGGUCAUGUAUGUGACCAGUGUCUGA
Molecule: messenger RNA, 1416 nt
Organism: Elephantulus edwardii (Cape elephant shrew)
Lineage: Eukaryota; Metazoa; Chordata; Mammalia; Macroscelidea; Macroscelididae
Gene: SLC16A5
Product: solute carrier family 16 (monocarboxylate transporter), member 5
Exons: 4
Coding region: 22-1416 (464 amino acids)
Biological process (GO): monocarboxylic acid transport; transmembrane transport
Molecular function (GO): monocarboxylic acid transmembrane transporter activity
Source: RefSeq, a predicted model, not a curated record